AAAGAGGACGUGGCCGGUAACACUAUGAGUGAGUUGAUAAAGAGCAUAAAAGCGGUAAAGGAAACGAUGAACGACUUGCUCAGUGCCAUCGUAGUAGAAGAUGCGGGCUCGAGCGUGACCAGAAAGGCGCAAAGCGAUGAUGCCCCGGAUGCGGAAGAAGACAGUAGCGAUGAUCCAGAUCAAAGCGCUCCGGAAACGAAAAAACAGCGCCAACAGGUUGAAUAGUACGCUGUUCGGUCCACAACGCAAGGGCUCCAAAAUCGUGUUGGUGCUUGGUGUUAAUGUUAAUUACUGCAGUUAAUCUUUGGAAACCUAUCACAGAUUGAAACCUCAUCCAUUGGUCAGUUUACGUGAACUAGAGACCUUUAUCAAUUAAUAACAAACGACGUUACCUUGGGUGUUCAAACCAAUUGCAUUUUUGUGCGCAUGACGAAAGUAAAGAUUUUUGCCGUUGCUAGGAUAGCCGCAUUUUGAAAAGAAACAAUUGCAAUACGUAGCACGUAUCAAUAUUUGUCUGUACAUAAAAAUAAUAAACCUGUGAAAGUUGCACAUCACCAAAUACCAUGUGUGAUCUAUCGAAACCUAACUAUCGUUCAACUGAAUCGUCAGAAAGCGAAGAUGUUAGUGACACUACGACUAGAGCGUCGACGGCCGAAUCCAACAGCCAGCUAGGCCCGAAAGCUAUGUUCAAUGAGAUGGAGAGUGGAAUGAUUAACAUCAUCAUCGAGGAAGCGACCUACAAGCUGAUCGUGAUAAAUCGGGACGGCGACAAAACGAGUGCCCCGAUCGUACGGAAGCCACCCAUGCACGUGCGGUUCGAUCCAGCGUACAAAAAUCAACUUCUGAGCGAGAACAUGGUCGUUGAUUUGGCGAUGGGGAAAAUGAUUUUGGUAAAGCUACAGAACGACAUUUCAAACCUACGCAAACUGCUUUCGGAUACGCACACGGAGAUGGCUGAAUUCGGGACGUUUGAAACGCUGCAAACGUUCAUGGACAACGAUAUACAGAGCGAGCAGGAGGAGCUGAUUCUGAUCCGUGACAGCAUCCUGAACGAUAAGAAACUGAAAAUCUUACAAACCCAGCUGGAGGGCGUUAACAGGGAGUGUAAGAAGGUGCUGAAACAGUUGGAUGAUGAAAUUUUCGACCUGGAAACGAGACUGAAAGAUGCACGCAUUGAGAACGACAUAAAAACCAAGCUUGUCCAGCAGUGGGAGCGUACCCGGCACGAGCAGGCACGCAUCAUCAUUCAGGGCAAGGAGAAUGAUCUCGUCCGAACAGCGACCCAGACCAAAGCGAACAUCGAGCGUGAGCUGCGACUGAAAAGUGAGAUUGAUGGUAAGGUGUACAUCAACUACUGCAUCGAUCAGAUCAGCGAAAAGAUCGCUUUCUGGACCGACAAGUAUCAGCGCGAAAUUAAGGCGCUGGAUGCACAGAUUGCCGAGCACAAGGACAAGAUAGUGAACCUGAAGGUGCAGUUCGAGGAGAUGACCAUACUGUUUAAGCACCGGGAGAAAGAUUUAAAAAUUUGCGCCGAAUUUAUGAAGGAGCGCGAACAGCAGCUGGCAUUCGCCAACAAGCAGAUGCGGUCGGCGAUCAAGAUUCAGGCCUGGUGGAGAGGUACGAUGGUGCGGAAGGGUUUGGGGCAGUUCAAGCGCAAGAAAAAGCAAAAGCCCCAGAAAGCACCGAAGAAAGGGAAGAAGGGAAAGUAAUAGGUGGCAGACGGGAGAUCCCUUGACUUGGAGACUUUUGAUAAAGACUGAAGACAUUUUAAAAUUAUUAAGUAGACUGACUGUAGGUUAUUGAGCACAUGUUCAUGGUUGUAUUCCAAUAUCUUUGAGGCAGAUUUAAUUUUGAACUCCCAACUACAUAUCCCUACUGGUAAAGCUUACUUUUCAGAUGCUCAGACGAAAUGUAAAAGUAACUCAAUCUUUUAUUUGCUGCUGCAUUUAUCGUUAUACAUCUUAGAUCCUGAGAUGAAGCCAUUCGUUGAAAUGAGAGAUUUCUAACCUCAGACUCAACCUUGAUAUUUUUUUGAGCAAAUCUCUAUAGGAUGAACUUACAGAAUCCAAUCACCUAACAACUCCAGGUCUAAACUUAGUGUCUAAGUGACUCACUGAAGUUCAUUGUAAUAUUAUGAAAGUAGUGCAUUGCAACUACAUCUCCAUUAUGGCGUGUGCAAUUAUGGGAGGUUUGUGCUAGAAACUUUCACUGCGAAUGAGGAAGUUGGAAUGGCAUUGCAUAUUGUGAUAACUUUUUACAAGUUUUGCGGAUUUUUGGAAACCUAUGAGCAAAGGUUUGCUGAGGAGGAUUCAACGCUCUAUGAUCAGGUUCCAGUAGCCUAGUGAUGUCAUUAGAAUGGCAUGGAAUUACUAAGCUUCAGUCGAUGACAUUGAUACGCCUGAUCUUUGGACUGUAACCGCACCGAAAGACUUCUGCAGCUAGUUUGUUUCACUGCCUGAUGUAUUAUCGUUUUCUUCUUCUUCUUUUGGCUAAACGACCUCUUAGAUUAUGUCUGCCAUUUCUGGCUUACUAGACUUACUGAUACCACGUAGUUGGAUAGUUAGAUAGUUCUCACUACGGGGUAACGGUCCAGAUGGGAUUUGAAUGUCGUAUGAAGAUCGGCAGUGCGGUGGCCGAGGCGACAGCGGCGCCGGUCUUCACACGGCAGGGCCCCAUCCAGAAGACCGUCUCUCCGUCCGUAGGGCUGACUUGACUACUUACUUUACUACGGGUAAAAUUAAGUAACAGAAAGUCAGAAAUGGCAGGCCGAGACCUCUCGAGGUUGUUAGUGCCAAGGAAGAAGAAGAAAAUGAAGAUCGGCGCCAUUGUCGCUUCUACCACCGGGUCAGGUUUAAGCGCUUUAUAAUCACACAAAUGUAAUUCAAAAGAUAAAGUUUGAAUUUUUUAAUUAAAAAAGCGUCAAAUUUACUAUUACCAAUUUAAAUAUCUCUGAAAAACUUGUUCCUUACUAAACUCUACUUGGAUACAAUAUUUACACAAGCAAUAAAUCGUCAGUAGUUACAUGUUUACUUACUAUUACUUGAUUACAUGUUGCUUUAGAACUAGUUCUGAUACGAAAUGACAACAACCACAUCAAUCUGGAACGUGAUCUGUAAUUGAUUUGGGGAUUUUUUUUUUAUUCAUAAAGAACGGCCUGGCCGUAUUGCUGAUUUGGGGAUUUCUCAGAAACAAAAGUUCGAUUGGAUCGAGUGGAAUUUGCUAGAUAGAUAGAGAUGCAAUACUGAUACGAGAAUUGAGAUUGCCGUAGCGUUCCUGGCUGCAGUUGGUUCAUUCCAUUACCUCAGGAGCUCAGCAAGUUUUUUGCUUGGGAUUUUCAGCGUAGGUUCAUCUGUAGUUUCUGUGUCCUGUAGCUGGUGGGUUUAUCUCGUGGAAGUUCCCAAAAAAAAACACGUGUAGUUCAAUUAUUAGAAUCUAUGGUUCAUUUGACCCAUUACCUAUCAAAUCAUUAGACUGAUCUUUAAUUUGCUGUAAUUAGAUACGUUCGCCAACACGAAAGACAAUCCAUUGGCAAAUCUGAAUGGCCGACAAACAGCUUAAUAUCUGAACGUUUGAAAAAUCCCUCCCUCAGUGAAAGUAGUAUCCACUCUUUGUCUAAUUAUAUCAAAAGAUCUACCGUCGAUUGAUCUUCAACCACACUCUACCGUACGGAGGGCAACGUCCUGCACGCUUCCCAAGGCGGACAACGUUUAUUGAAAGAUGGGGCCAACUUAAUUAUUUGCCAAUAUCGCCGAUCGUCCGAUAGGUGUUGCGUGCGCAAGGUACACAUUGCGUGCGUAUUUAACAUACCGAUUGCGUUGGAGUUGGGCGAUGGUGGUGCUCGAAUUGGAUUCGACAAUAAAAUACGCACAUCGUUGUGGCACGUUCCGCGCACGCUGUAAUAGUGCCGUUAUUGGUGGGGAAUGUACCUCAUAAACCGUGCUAAAACAUCGGCGGAGGCAUCGUGUCAAGUACGCCGCACACGUUUACAGCCGCAGGAUGGUGGCGCACGGUUGAGCGUAAUUAACACCUGAUGCCGCAAAGCACGGAAGUGUUCUCACGGGUUUACCAUCGUCGGGGCAUCCAGCGCGGGUCAGGUUAGUUCAGUAGCAGUAGUAGGCAGCAUGUGCUAGUUGAAUAAAUUACGCCUAAUGACGGUGCGUCUUAUCAAUCGGUGGAUGAAUGUA
Messenger RNA from Anopheles stephensi (Asian malaria mosquito), 4184 nucleotides. RefSeq names its product dynein regulatory complex protein 9-like. Gene Ontology annotation, biological process: cilium organization. The transcript has 5 exons. NCBI's taxonomy places the organism in Eukaryota, Metazoa, Arthropoda, Insecta, Diptera, Culicidae. Bases 564 to 1709 code for a protein of 381 amino acids. Gene Ontology annotation, molecular function: protein binding. Gene Ontology annotation, cellular component: cytoplasm; motile cilium. The record is from RefSeq and is a predicted model, not a curated record.